AUGGGUGGUGAACCAAACUUGUCCGACGAGUCUCUCGGAGAACGCAGACAUUCCGACUAUGGCAGCAUCAACAUUAGCGACGACGACGACACCGUCAUUUCCAAAGGCUCGCUGGAUCCCGUGUACGAGGCCAAGGCCAAGGUCCUCAACCGUGCAGUUCAAGAUAUUGGCAUGGGCUGGUACCAAUGGCAGCUCUUCCUGGUUGUCGGCUUCGGCUGGGCCAGUGAUAACCUGUGGCCCGUUGUCACAUCGCUCAUCCUCAAACCCAUUGCCAAAGAAUUCCUGCCCACGCGCCCGCCGCUCCUCGUCCUCGCCCAAAACAUCGGCCUCCUCGCCGGCGCUGCCUUCUGGGGUUUUGGCUGCGACAUCUUCGGCCGCAAAUGGGCCUUUAACCUGACCCUUGGCCUCACGGCCUUUUGGGGCCUCGUGUCCGCCAGCGCGCCCAACUUUGCCGCCAUUGGCAUCUUCAACGCCUUUUGGUCCUUUGGUGUCGGAGGUAACCUCCCCGUCGACUCGGCCAUCUUCCUCGAGUUCCUGCCGCAGUCGCACCAGUAUCUGCUGACGGUGCUCUCCCUCGACUGGGCCGUCGCCCAGGUCGUCUGCAACCUGAUUGCCUGGCCGCUGCUCGGCAACCUGACCUGCCCGCAGGACGCCACCGUGUGCCGCCGCAAGGACAACAUGGGCUGGCGCUACUUCCUCAUCGCCGUGGGCGGCCUGACCUUGCUCAUGUUCCUCGCGCGCUUCUUGCUCUUCAAGCUGCAUGAGUCGCCCAAGUACCUGAUUGGCAAGGGCCGCGACGAGGAUGCUGUCCGUGUCGUCCACGAGGUCGCGCGCAUCAACGGGAAAACGAGCACCCUCACGAUCGAAGACCUCCGCGCCUGCGAACCCGAGAGCUAUGUCGCGCAGACGGACACGGCAGCGGCCGUGCGCAGACAUUUGGAGAAGCUGGACACGAGGAAAAUCAAGACGCUCUUCUCGACCAGGCGCCUGGCAAUCAGCACCUCGCUGAUCAUGCUCCUUUGGGCAUUGAUUGGUCUUGCGUUCCCGCUGUACAAUGCGUUCUUGCCCUACAUCCAAGAUUCCCGUGGCGCCGAUUUUGGCGACGGCAGCACAUACCUGACGUAUCGCAAUACGCUUAUCAUCUCGACGCUCGGUGUACCUGGCGCUUUGCUCGGUGGUCUUCUCGUUGAGCUGCCCCAUCUCGGACGCAAGGGCACAUUGUCCAUCUUCACAGUGCUUACCGGCGUCUUCCUCUACUGUUCCACCACCGCCACCACCAGUGAGGCGCUUCUCGGCUGGAACUGCGCCUUCAACUUUUGCAGCAAUGUCAUGUACGCCGUUUUAUACGGCUAUACACCCGAGAUUUUCCCCACGCCGCAGCGCGGCACCGGCAAUGCGCUGGCUGCCAUUUGCAACCGUGUCUUUGGCAUUAUGGCUCCCAUCAUUGUCAUGUUUGCGAAUCUCCAAACCUCCGCGCCCGUAUAUACCAGCGGCGCCCUGUUCCUUGCAGCGGGAAUUAUCGUGAUGCUGCUGCCGUUUGAGUCGAGAGGCAAGGCGGCGCUCUAA
Molecule: messenger RNA, 1566 nt
Organism: Akanthomyces muscarius
Lineage: Eukaryota; Fungi; Ascomycota; Sordariomycetes; Hypocreales; Cordycipitaceae
Exons: 3
Coding region: 1-1566 (521 amino acids)
Biological process (GO): transmembrane transport
Cellular component (GO): membrane
Molecular function (GO): transmembrane transporter activity
Source: RefSeq, a predicted model, not a curated record